Molecule: messenger RNA, 1490 nt
Organism: Phaedon cochleariae (mustard beetle)
Lineage: Eukaryota; Metazoa; Arthropoda; Insecta; Coleoptera; Chrysomelidae
Source: the annotation of a GenBank genome assembly
UGGAUUUGGAGAUAUUUUUGGAUUUGUCAUGAUAUGAUAAAAAUAAUUGUAACAAAAACAGAACCCGAAACUGCGCGUUUUCAUUUUGAUUUAACAAAACUAUGUAAAACCCCUUUCCAUUUUUACUCCAAAACACCAAGUCAGCCCAGAUGUCGUCCAUUCUGAAAAAUAUCACAAUGGCUGCACUAGAACCAUCCCUAUUGCGAAGCAAAUUUAGGGGAAGUCUACUCGGAGCCCUAAUUGGAGACUGUACGGGAUCCCCAUACGAGGGCGAAACUAUCACCGCUGGUGAAAAAAUUAUAAUUCAAAGAUAUUUUGAUAAACUGGAGGAACCAAACUUAAACUUAAAAACUCCAUUCAGAGCAUACACCGACGACACAGCAAUGACAAAGUCCGUAGCGAAAUUCCUCAUAGAUAAACCAGAGCCUGACUAUGGUUUCCUGGCAAGAUUAUUUGUGAAUGAUUAUUUCAAAGAACCCAGGCGUGGGUAUGGACAAAAUGUUGUAGAUGUUUUCCACAAACUGAAAACUAGCAAGUUCGAGGAUGUCUUCAAACCAGCAGCAGAACAAUUCAUGGGUUCUGGUUCAUAUGGAAAUGGGGGUGCCAUGCGUAUUGCCCCUAUAGGCCUCUAUUAUCACAACAACUACAAAAUCAUGAUCAAAGUUGCUACACAGUCCACAAAAAUCACACAUACACAUUUAUUGGGAAUAAAUGGGGCACUUUUGCAAUGUAUGGCAGUUCAGCAAGCUUUAAUGUUGGAUCCACAGAAGAAACUAGAUCCUAGACACUUUUGCUUGGAAUUGUAUCUCAAGAUGAAGGAAGUGGAGAAAACUGAAGAAGAUGGGGAAGAUGAGUCUGAUUUCACUAGCAGAGCUUAUCAAGAGAAAUUGAAAGUAGUAGAACGCUUGUUAGGUAAACCACAUGAUGAUAAUUUGGAUGAUGAAGUUAUCAGGAAUCUGGGUCAUGGCAUAAGUGCUUAUGAAUCAGUUCCAACAGCAAUUUACUGCUUUCUGAAAACACAAAAUGAGUCCUGUGGAAUAAUGACUGACAACCUGCUGAGACGUACUAUCCAGUAUGCUAUAACACUAGGUGGUGAUACAGAUACUAUAGCGAGUAUGGCCGGUGCUAUUGCAGGGGCGUAUUUGGGAGAGGAUGCUGUCAAUUCCAGUAUAGCCAAACACUGUGAAUCAUACAAGGAAAUUGCAGAGUUGGCUGAUAAUUUGUUUGAAGCUAGAGGUGGCUCACUAGUUAGUGAGUGAAGAUAUCUUACAUCUGACAAUUUAUUUCUUAUAUUAUUAUUCCAUAUUGCCAGUUAGAAAGCAUGGCAUGCAUCACCAAAUGUAAAGUAACAACAAUAUUAAUUCUCACUAUUUGAGAAAACUUACAAACAUUGUCCUUGUGAUUUGAGAGCUUAUAACCUUCCUAAAUUUUUAUUGUUGUUUCAUUUCAUUGAAGAAUUUUUAUCCAUUACUUCAUUUAUAUGGAAAUUC